AUGAACCCCAGGCUGCAUUGGAAUGGUCCCGAGCCCCCGGCAACAGCAGCAGCAGCACCAUGGUUUCAUGAUUCCCUUGGGUUGUAUCGUUCGCUGCUGGCUGUGCCUGGAUGUGAUUCUGUAGAGUUGGUUCGAAUUCACUGUUUCUUUCGGAAUCAAAUGCUGCUGGGAAUUCAAGUGGUCUAUGCGUCGUCGUCGACUACUGGAGUACCGGUUGUGAAGGAAACGGCAUCCUCCCGAUUGGUCUUUCCCGCCUUGUCCAGCAGUGAGGUUCAACGACAAACCUUUGAGUUGGAUACCGACGAUGCGCUGGAACAUGUCGACUCGGUCUGCUUGCCCUUGUUGGGAGGAGGAGGAACGAGAAAGCUGGUCCAGGCCGUCUCGUUUCAAUCUCAACAGGGAAUCUUGCACACCCUGGGAGCAGCCCACAAACACGGUACAACCAGCAAAACGACUAGUCAAGAGCUUCCUCAUCAUGGCCCAGGGGAAGAUCCAUCCCUAGCACAUUCGCCAUGCACAUCUGGCAAAAGAAGAAGGAGAAGAGUAAUUGGCUUGGUAGCCACCCGUGAUCCUGAGUUUGGAUUGGUAGAUCAGAUUGGGUACUACUACCUGCAAGAGGAGGAAGAACAUCACCUCAUCACUGAACCUACUAGUAGACAAUCGGGUCAAUCUGGAAAGGACUUGAUCUUCCACGAGCCUUGCAGCCGGGAACACUACAUGCGACCCAAGCACUCCACCCACAAGAAGAACAUCAGCCUUACCACCUCACAAAACCCUGCUGCCAUUGUAUCCCGACGAAUCGCCAAAUCCAGCACCAAACGACAACCCGCACUAGACUCUCAAUUCUCGGACCUGGCAUUCUACCAACGCCUUUGCAACCACCCCAGGAUUGCCCACGUCAAGCUCUACAAGAUUUGCUGCUACUACAAUGACAAUGCCAUCCUUCGUCUCUACGGCAUCUACCAGUGUACUAUCCAUAAUGAUGGUGAAAGCACUACUGCUACCAUAGAAGUCAUGCCCACGGACCAUGCCGAAUGGAAGCACUCCAUGAUGCAGCAAGUCGGUAGUGCCUGUCGAGUAUUCACGAUCACGUUGCAAUCAGGAGAGUUCCUCAGUCGUCUCUACUGCGUCACUACCAAUACAAAGCCCUUUAGUCAUCAUGGUGGUGGCAGCAUCCAAACGGUGUCGCUGAUCACCAAUCGACGGAGUAUCGACCUACAAGCUCGACUCAUGAAAGAAACCACGAGAGCGGACGAUGUUGGUGCACCACGACGAGUUGUAGCGUUGGCGGGAAGCAUCGUUCAUGGCCGGCUCCACCGGAUUGGUUAUGUGACAGAACCCACCAACUGGCACGUUCUCAAGCCAUGGAUCUUGCUGUGGCAUGCUGCCGCCGGAAACGCAACCAAAACUUGCACCAUCGAAGCACGAGUCGCACGGAUGGCCCAAGCAGUGCCAAUAAGCAGCAACAACGAGCCACCACGCAACGCUACAUGUAAUGAUCGCAGACGACAAUGGACAACAAUCUCACCAUCAUGGAUCAGCAGUAGGUACCGAGUCCACCACCGCCACCAGCCAGCACAACAGUACAACAAGUUGUUGUCAUUUCGUUGGAAACUGGGUCGAGCCCUACUUUUGAUGGGACGACAUCACCACCACCAAGGCAGCAGCAGAAGCAGCUUUACGAGUACUCGAGAAUUCCAAGUCUUGCAACAGCUUUUGCAGCACACCAACAACGAUACGUUUCGGCACAUUCUUUCGUUUCUGGCUCCGUCCAUAGUGCAUUGCUGA
Seminavis robusta is the source of this 1788-nucleotide messenger RNA. The record is from the annotation of a GenBank genome assembly. Lineage: Eukaryota; Bacillariophyta; Bacillariophyceae; Naviculales; Naviculaceae.